AUGGCCACGCGUUCCGGCCCGACGGAGUGCCCGGAUCACAUAUUGGCCAAACAAAAGGAAUUCGAAAGCGACCUGGCCACCUUCCCUUCCCCCUACGCCCUCUUCUACUUCGACGAGACAGCCCCUAACAACAUCCUGCUCAAGAAUGACCUUGGCCAGCGAUGCUGCUCGAAACCAGACAACCAGAAGAUCCCAACCCGUGUAGAUUCCAAUUCCGGUGCCAAGGUCUCCAAGAAGGAAGCGAUGCAGUAUAACCUGAGGAAAAUGUUCUUUGACGUCGAUGACAUCCGCCUGCCCCAAAACGGCACUGGCCUCAAAAUGCUUCCUUCAUAUACCACCUCCUACAAGAACUAUCCGGCCGUGUGCUAUGACGUCGUCACCCCUGCACACUACAACCAAUUCUUCCGAGUGCGCCAGCGCCCGGGAAUGUUCGCCUAA
This is a messenger RNA of Gregarina niphandrodes, 438 nucleotides long. RefSeq lists its product as hypothetical. Bases 1 to 438 code for a protein of 145 amino acids. The record is from RefSeq and is a predicted model, not a curated record. NCBI's taxonomy places the organism in Eukaryota, Apicomplexa, Conoidasida, Eugregarinorida, Gregarinidae. The transcript has 2 exons.